Messenger RNA from Talaromyces stipitatus ATCC 10500, 846 nucleotides. RefSeq lists its product as uncharacterized. NCBI's taxonomy places the organism in Eukaryota, Fungi, Ascomycota, Eurotiomycetes, Eurotiales, Trichocomaceae. The record is from RefSeq and is a predicted model, not a curated record. The transcript is spliced from 3 exons. Bases 1 to 846 code for a protein of 281 amino acids. Gene Ontology annotation, cellular component: membrane.
AUGGCGAAACACAAUGUUUACAAGUACGACCCAUCAAAGGCUGCUGCUAUGGCUUUUGCGAUCAUCUUUUCCAUCACAAGCCUCAUUCAUCUGGUUCAACUUGCUCGAAAGCGGACAUGGUAUUUUAUUCCCUUUCUCAUCGGAGGGAUUUUUGAAACCGUUGGAUACGGCACAAGAUAUUACAAUGCAACUCAAACGCCGGACUGGGCGCUAAGUCCGUAUAUAAUACAAUUUCUGUUACUUCUACUGGCCCCAUCACUCUUCGCGGCUUCGAUUUAUAUGAUUCUCGGACGCAUCGUCCGACUUCUCGAUGGAGCAUCUCGUUCUUUGGUUCGCCCGUCGUGGAUGACGAAGAUUUUCGUGACCGGAGACGUCUUAUCGUUUUUUCUUCAGUGCGGAGGAGGUGGUAUUCUGGCCCAAGCAAAAACGCCAAAGACCACCAAUCUAGGAAACGACAUCAUCAUCGUCGGUCUUUUGGUCCAGCUUGUCUUUUUCGGCUUCUUUAUCGUCGUCUCGAUUGUCUUUCAUCGCCGCAUGCUUGCCUCUCCUACUAAUAUAUCGCAGACAGUUACUGUACCCUGGUCCCGGUAUAUGAUGAUCAUGUACACAGUCAGUGGGCUGAUCAUGGUUCGUUCGAUCUAUCGGGUUAUCGAAUAUGUGCAGGGCCCGGACGGUGGUCUACAGGCGCAUGAAGCGUAUCUGUACGUUUUUGACUCCUCAUUGAUGCUUCUUUGCUGUUUGAUCUUCAAUGUCUCUCAUCCUAGUCAAAUCAUUGUCGGCGGAGGGAAGAACUAUAGGAAGAUGAGCUCAGAUCUAGAGAUGCUGAGCGCACCGGACCGCAAUUAA